AUGUCUUCGUCUUCUGAAGACGGAGGAGACCUUUCCUCCGAACUUGACCUCAUGCUCCGGCCAGCUGAACAGUCUGGUCAGCAAGAACCCGCGCUCUUUUUCACCAAGCUCAACUACGAUAUCAGGGAGAAGAUCUACCGCGAAGUCUUCGGAUGCAACCGAAUUCACAUCAUUGCGUCACUCAUCAAGAUGCGAGGUACUAUUCAACGCCGCUGGACACAUGCCAUCUGUGAGGAGCCAGAGUUUUGUGAACCUUGGGAUCCAUGUUACCCUCAUGCCUUCGAUGGCGGCUCUCCCUACAUGCUGGAGGUGAAUUGCUUGGAUAUCAACUUUCUGCGUACCUGCAAGCAAGCUAACAAAGAGGGGAUGGAUGUUAUUCAUCAGUCAAGCACCUUCGUCUUUGGCGAGCCACUCGAGUACAUCAAUUUUGUGCAGAUCUUCCAUCCACCCAUCACAUCUGCCCAUUUCGGCUACCGAAGCAUUGGUUGGGAGCGAGCAGUUCCACAGCUGGACCUACUCACCUGGGCUCUGGACUGCUUGGCUAAACCCACCAAAGUCAAGCUUUCGGUAUAUUCUAACAACUUCAAAUCGCCACAAGAAGGGUCACGAAUCAUGACUCCCAAGGCACUGGAUCGGUUCCUAUCGAUUGGGCUCUCCAAGGUAACCAUUAAGUUCCCAUUCAUGUAUGAGGAAAUUCGAGAACUGGUCGAGCAGAGUGGCCCCGAUGUUUCUUUCGACUUUGAUCCCGGCUCAUCUAAAGGCCUUUCUCUAUUUGACUCCGAAGAGGAAGGCCAAGAAGGCCCCCAGAACGGGCUUCAACAACAGUCUGAUGACACUCCUCAAAGUGGGUAG
Messenger RNA from Fusarium sp. VM40, 852 nucleotides. The record is from the annotation of a GenBank genome assembly. Lineage: Eukaryota; Fungi; Ascomycota; Sordariomycetes; Hypocreales; Nectriaceae.